AUGAGACCAGCAAGCCUCUCUGAAACAGUGUUUCUUCAAAUCGUGCUUUGUCUGGCGCUCACUUACAGUGUCAAGAGCCAGGGACUGUGCCAAAACUUUUACUUUGUGUUGAACAAUCACGUGGUCGAUGGACAUGCCCUUGAAGGACAUGUUGUGCAAAGGCGCACCGUAAAUACCGCUGCACAGUGUCACGUGAUGUGCAAAGACAACUGCCAGUGUGUCUCUUUUAACUAUCUACCAAGUGACCAAGAAAACAACUGUGAGCUGAAUGAUGCUAAUAAGGUGAUGAAACCAGAUGCGCUUAAAGUCAAAUCAAGAGCACAGUACUAUGGAUUGGUCAGAAGCUACAUUAUGGAGGUAAAUUGAACGUCUUUUAGGGCAUUUAUCUGACAGGCUGUGUCGUUCGAGGAAAGUGAAAAACAGUCGAACCUCCCGCUAACGGCUACCUGUCAGUCUUAACAUUGACUCUUGCUUAAACCUGUGUACAACGGCCACUUUCCUUUCUCCUUAACGUGGCCAUUGUGGGUAGGUUCAGCUGUAUCUAAACACUUGUUGCAAACGGCGAUGAAUAUUUUUGACUACACUACACAGUCUUCAUAAAAGGGUUGCACCAAUGGUUUUUCUCCAAAUCGUUUCAUUAGAGCCUUAUCUACCUCUAAAACCGAACAGAACCAGUUCCAGCCAACUAAAAACUAACAGAGUAAAUUCACUCCAAGCCAAGCUAGCAAGCUACACUGAACUACAGCAACUACACCAAAGCACACUAACCACUCUAAGCCAAUAGCAAACUACAUGCCAUGGUGGGCAUAUAGGACGCCUAAUACGGCCUCUUAUAGCCUGCUAGCAAGGUCUCCUUCUCGCGACUUCCACAAAUGGAGAGCUUGCUGGCAAGCUAGGCUUCCUAGGGAACUUCUUUUGCAGUUUUUAUCCGUUUGUGUUCAAAGUUUGCAGGAUGGUAGGAGUUAGAGUUCUAAACAACCGCAUGUUUUUUUUUUUCGAUUUUUAAAAAUCAUCAGUGGCAAAAUCUGAGUUUCAACUAUGAUCUAAAAGAUAAAUAACUUAAAGACCACGACGCGAUAGAAUAACUGGCGGCACUGAUAAAACCUAGCACUAAGUUACACCAGUAAUUAACAAAAGCUUGUUCAUUUGUUUCAAUCAUAGUUGAACUCAAAGAUAAAUUCCUUUCCCAUUGUUUGAAAAUAUCUUCUGGAGAUCACAUGCAGAUUAUAGGAGAUCUAAUCGGCGCUGUUGAAGUCAAAGUGUUGACAAGCCAAACACAUAUGUACAAGCUUGGUAGAGUUCAGUGCGAUAGGUGACCACAGAUUUUUGCUCCGGACGAGAAUCUAGGAGAUAAGCGUUGGCUUUUUGUAUAUUUCUCUCUGUUAAGGCUGGAUUAGAUGUCAUCUGCUCAUAAAGUUGUUCUUUGGGUGAUGCAACAGUGGGGUUACCUUGUAACUGAAAUCAAUAGUCCACUUCCCAGAUCUGGAAGUCUGCUGUGAUCGGUCUACGUUUUUUUCGCUCACAUCAGCAGACGUUAGUGGGGCAGGAAUGCGUGACGAACCCCUAAGAACGUCUGCGUGGGAGGCUAUGAUGUGGCCGACCGAUUCAGCCAUUCUAUGCCAGUCUCAUCUCCCGUAGUUUCAUACUUAUCGACGAUAACCCCAUGGCGCUAGAAGAAUUUGAAAAUCUCUACACUGCGCUGCGCUCUUCUCUCAAGUGAAAGAUUUCUUUUGCUUUAGUUCGCAGAUUAAUCUUUAAUAUUAGGUAGAAAUAGUCCAGUCAAAUUGUGAUUUAAUAUCACACUAAUUUGCUACAUAAUUUUUUUCCGCGCCAUUUAAUUGUUGGAUGGCUACUUAACAACAUACUAAGAAUCCGCCAAAAUCCGUUCGGUGAAACAUGACAAACUGAUUGGCAGUAAAGAUUUUCUACUUUCUCCACAGGAAGCCCAGUUACAGGAAAAUCACAAAUGCAGGCAAAUCACCUGUUAAUUGUGUUGUUGUUUUUUUUUCUUAAGAAUCUUAGAUACAACCUUGCUGAUGUGUAUUCUGGGUAGUCUUGUUUUAAAAUACUCCGAAUCGUUUAAGAAACACCUGGGUUUUUGUUUCGUCUUGACGGCUUUGCACAGGUUACCCAGUCACGCGUCUCUCUUCACAUUCACAGUUUUCCAAGCGUAGAUUUUUUCUAUUACGGUAUUUCAAAGGGAAGUUGGACAGUCUGUGUUAAGAUGGUUAAAAAUAUGAAUUAUUUUUAUUUUAUAAAUCAGAUUUUUUUUCACUAAACAGUAGUUUUAAUGGCUGAUAUUUAAAAUAUCACAUCAAACUGUUUUCCAUCAUUUGCCUACUAAAUCUGCAUCCAUGCAUGCUGCAGGAUACGUGCGACUAAAUGUUUGCAACGGACGAUAGCUUUGUAUCAGUACAAACUGUUUAACCUGUUCGUCUUUGUUGUAAUCAAGUUUUGUGAAGUAGGUAUGUUCAAAACUUGGACACAAUAUGAGUGAUCGAAAACUAGGAUAUUUCUUUAUUUUGCGACACGCGCCACCUCCUUUCGUCUAUUAUAUUUUACAAUAUGAGUGAAUAAAUGUGAUUGUUCUUUUUUUAAUAUUGUUUUUUUGUAGCGAGUCUCAGAUUUAGUUUAGUGUAUCUGUGUGUUCAGUUUGUUUUUUCUGCGGCAGCCCUACUUUUCUUGGUGAAAUGAAUAGUAGCUUUAUCGCUCCUUCGUCUCAAGGCGUUUACAUUCCCUGCUGAAUUUUUUUUUUGUGAGAACUACCCCGAACCCUGACCAUUCGGCAAAUGAAGACCUCUUUUUCUAUAACGUUCAUGGGAUCCGCAGUUUAUGUCUGAAAAUAAUUGCAGUGGUUAAUGAAGGCGAGAAAGUCACAACUAGACAUGCUUCUGGCUCACCUCUUUUUGCGGAGGCUGUUUUUAUCUUCGGUAGAGCGUUGCGUAACAUGGCUUCAACUCACUGCAUGCGAGUUCCAUCAAUCAUGAUAGACUCUUACAAGAUUUUAUAUAUGCAUUUCUUCGGCUACCCAGAGUUAAUCUUUCUCUCAAAAACUGCUUCCCUAUUAUAUUAUUUCGUUUGACAUAAAACAAACUUUGCUGGAACCAAAGUUCUCAUUCGAUGAAUCUUCCUUUAUCCUUCAUUAUUCUCUUGGCGAAAGUAACAACACUUUUUUCGUAAAGGAAAACCGGUUAUUUCCGUCAGGUCUGAUCGAGUUCAUAAGCAUUGGAUAUUAACCUGCUAAAAACCUUUAUAUUGCUUCAUGUGCAUCGUAAAGAAUGAGUAAAAGUACACUCCGCUCCGCUCCAAUUCACUUUUAACAAGAAGAUAACUAAAAGCUUCCUGUCACUGUAGGUGACACAGUGGUAAAGACGAAAUCAGUUGUGCGAAAUCUUGGGUCAUUGUUUGAUCGUAAUCUAGAUAUGUCAUCACACAUAAGUAAGCAAUGCGCCUCGGCACUCUAUCAUUUGCAUAAUAUAAGUCCGAUCCGUAGGUUUUUAAGUAAGAUACCACUAAAGCCCUCGUACAUGCGUUUGUUACCUCGCGCGUAGAUUAUUGUAAUAGUCUUCUAUAUGGCUUGCCAGCUUCUCACCUGAAUAAGGUUCAGCGCGUUUUAAAUACCGCAGCAAGACUAGUUUGUCGCGCGCCACGCUACUGUCGCAUAACGCCGUUGCUGUACGAGCUGCACUGGUUACCGGUUAGGCAACGCAUUAGUUUUAAGAUUCUACUAUUUGUUUUUAAGGCCAUCCAUGGAUUCGCGCCAACGUAUUUAAGAGAACUUGUGUCAAUUAAAAGAUCAGGAAAUUAUAAUUUAAGAUCCUCUCUCCUCGGAUGGUUUGUUGCUUGCAACGCCAACUUAUAGAAGUAGGGUUACAUUAGGAGACAGAUCAUUCCAGGUCGCAGCUCCGGCACUUUGGAAUGUAUUACCGCGUGAGAUUCGUUCUAUUACAGAUUUAGGGAUUUUUAAGUGCCAUCUGAAAACGCACCUCUUUAGGGAAGCUUUUUAUUAAUUUAUUAAUUUAUAAUUUUUGUCACGAUGAUUACUAGUAUCUUAACAUAUGUUGUAUAUUUUAAUUUUUAUCAUGGUAUAUUUUAAAUAAUUAGUAGUUAGAUACCCUGUAUUAAAUUAUUAUAGAUAGAAAUCUUGUAAUGCGCGUGAGCAUCAUUUUAUGGAAAGCGCGCAAUAUAAGAAUUAAAUUAUUAUUAUUAUUAUUAUUAUUAUUAUUAUUAUUAUUAUUAUUAUUCUUAGAAAAUGAAAGUUGUGUAUUUGCGGAUGCCGGCACGUUAACGAAAAUUAACGCAUAGCUAACCGUUAAAGCCAAAACAUUAUCUAGCUGGAUUUUUGAAAACGUACGUAAGGAAAUUGCAAUCGCAGAAAAAGACCAAAAGCCGGAGACAAAUGAAGAAAGGAAAAAGAAAAGGAAAGGAAAAGGAAAAAAAAAUAGAAAUAGCAAAGAGAAAGAAAGGAUGAGAAGAAAAAAAUCAACGACUGCACUCUUACUUUUUAUGUUGAAGCACCUAUUCUUUUUUUUCUAAGUUUUCCGUAAAAGAGACACACAUUUCUUUUUUUUUGCGUUUUUCAUUUGAAUGUAUAAUUUCAACUUACGUACGUGGGUGUCCUGUGUUUAAAGCUCAAAAUGUCUAACGCUCAUUUUUGACAUGUUUCACAGAACGGAUUUUGGCGGAUUUUUAGUAGAUUGCUAAGUACCCACCGCUACUUAGAUGGCGUUGAAUAAACUCUGUUGCAACUAGUUUGAUGUUGAGCCUCAAAAAUGCCUGGAUUGACUGGACUAAAACAAGAAAAAAAAAUACAAGCAAUAUGAUACUAAAUAAAUACAGUUUUCUUUGUGAACAGAGUGGAAAGAAAUACACUCCAGAGAAGGAUCGUUGUGUUAACAGAUGUUGUCAACCUAAUCCAUGUUUUCACGAAGGGAGUUGCCAGGAGAUUUGUGAUCCCAUAGGGGCCAGGUUUAAUUGCACCUGUCCCGCUAAUUACGUCGGUACACGUUGUGAGCUCAGGUGUUAUUCAAGCUGCAAAGACGUUUUUCAAAACAACGUGACCAAAUCUGGAAGAUACGUAAUCUGCGAUGGGCAACAACUGCCAUUUUACGUUUACUGCGACAUGGAAUCUGACCCUAAGUUUCUAUGGACUCUUAUACAGACAUUUUCGUUGUCGCACAAACAUUUAUUUGAAAACAAGCCAUUUGUCAUGAAUCAUCCUAUCAACAUGAAGAGCUGGAACGUUAACUGGACAGCCUACCGUUUGUCCUUGCCUCAAAUGCAGUAUCUCAAAAAGCAGUCGACUCGUUUGAGAGUCACUUGUAAUUUUGCAAACGAAGGACUUGUAUACACUGACUACGCAAUUGCCCCACUACAACAACAUAGACUAUUCUCGAUCUUUUCUCACCAAUGCAAGUGGUAUUAUCAUCUCAACAUUCGAGGAAUCCAGUGCUCGGCAUGUACUGCAGUAACUAAUCAAAGAGAGGGCCGUUCUUGGUUUAUCAACAGCUACGCAAGCAAAUAUGAGGCUGGGUGUACCUUUGAUGGCAGACCAGGCAUGAGAAAACAAGAGCACAAUUUCGGAUGGUAUAGGGAUGGCAGAAUAAACUCAAAACACCGAUGUUCAUCUUCUCUUUCUUCAACAACCGAACACUGGUUAGGUAUAAGCAAUUCUUAA
This is a messenger RNA of Porites evermanni, 5677 nucleotides long. The record is from the annotation of a GenBank genome assembly. NCBI's taxonomy places the organism in Eukaryota, Metazoa, Cnidaria, Anthozoa, Scleractinia, Poritidae.